This is a messenger RNA of Akanthomyces muscarius, 771 nucleotides long. RefSeq lists its product as uncharacterized. The transcript has a single exon. Bases 1 to 771 code for a protein of 256 amino acids. NCBI's taxonomy places the organism in Eukaryota, Fungi, Ascomycota, Sordariomycetes, Hypocreales, Cordycipitaceae. The record is from RefSeq and is a predicted model, not a curated record.
AUGGCUGCCAAACCAACUCUCGUCUUUGUACCUGGCGCGUGGCACAGCACAGUGACCUGGGACAGGGUCAUUGCAGAAGUCAACCCCAAGGGCUACAAGAGCAUCGCCAUCACAUUGCCUUCCACGCUGGGCAACCCUGCUGCCACCUUCGGUGACGACGUCAAGGCUGUCCAGCAGGUUAUCCGUCAGGAGACUGAGCUCGGCAACGACGUUGUACUCGUCAUCCACUCCUACGGCGGCUUGGUCGGCAACAGCGCCGUCAAGGGCUUUUCGCGCCAAUCCGAGGGCCGCGCCGACAUCAGGGCCAACGUUAUUGGCCUGGUCAUGAUAGCCACCGGCUUCACCGCCACCGGCGUCGCCUUUCUCGAGGCCAUGGGCGGCGACCCGCCGCCGUCGUGGAAGCUCAACCACGAGACGGGAUUUGCCGACAUUGUCGCAGAGCCGCGCGACAUGCUCUACCACGACCUGCCCGAGGAGGAGGGCGCGGCGUGGGUUGCCAAGCUCACUAAGCAGUCACAGCUUGCGCUCACAGACGGUGGUGAAUACGCGUACGCUGGCUGGCAGGAGGUGCCGACGUGGUAUCUCAGGACGCUCGACGACCACGCCCUGCCGGUGCAGCUGCAGGGGUGGACAGUCCAAAUGGCGCGCGACGCCGGCGCGGAUGUGACGGAUCGCGGCAUGCCGACGAGCCACUCGCCCAUGCUGAGCCGGCCGAAGGAGGUGGGCGAGUUUAUCGACGAGGCUGUUCAGUACUUUGUGGGCAAGCAAUAA